Messenger RNA from Oppia nitens, 776 nucleotides. RefSeq lists its product as uncharacterized. The transcript has 3 exons. NCBI's taxonomy places the organism in Eukaryota, Metazoa, Arthropoda, Arachnida, Sarcoptiformes, Oppiidae. The coding region runs from base 51 to 776 and encodes 241 amino acids. The record is from RefSeq and is a predicted model, not a curated record. Gene Ontology annotation, biological process: regulation of transcription by RNA polymerase II. Gene Ontology annotation, cellular component: nucleus.
AUUUUUUGGAAACUUUUGAAUUAAUUACUAUAAUUAAUAAUUGUUUUGUCAUGUCAACCAAUUGUCGCCGAUAUUUGUCAUGUUUUGUUGGUAUGAGUGCCGACACAAUCGAUAUUCUGGUCCAAAAUGGUAUCGAUUCGGUGCACACAUUGCGGGCCAUAAAUAUGGACAAAGAUUGGCAUCAUUUGCCGACACAGAUAUCCAUUGGUCAGAAAUUACUGUUACGACAGGCAUUGGCCAAACUCGAAGAUAUUACCGACGAUGACAAUAACGGUGACAAACAAGAGAUUACUGCCAGACAAUCGAUAUCUAACAGUCAGUCAAUAGAGAUCAUCACUUUAGACGACGAAGAGUUGGUUUUGGAUAACAAUGUUGAGGUCAACAAUAACAGUGGUAAUCGGCGUAAAUGUCAUCAGCGGAUUGUUUCGACUGAUCGGCCAUUUCUAUGCAAUUACGACAACUGUAACAAAAUGUUCAAAACUAAAGCACUUUUGCGUCAACACCUGAAUUGCGUUCACACGACUGGCCGACGAAUUGUUUGCAAUUACAAUAACUGCAACAAAACAUUUAAAAACAAACACUAUAUGCGUUUACAUGAAAAACGGAUGCACGAGAAUCAACAUUCAAAUACAACUGUGCCCUUAAUUACUGUAUCGUCUGCAGCAGCAACAGCACCACAACAACACCAACCUAUUGUCGUACCUAAAGUGGAAACCAAACCGGAUAUUAAACCAAUAUAUUUGCUAUCGUGGACACCGAAAAAGUCGACUCAAUGA